UACGCCAUUUUGAUGUUGCCAAGUGAUGGGGAUACAGGAGUGGUAUCAUAUUUUUGUAUCAUUUACACCAGGGAAGGUAACGGAGAGGUACUGCGGGGGAAUAUGAGACCUUCUUCAUUGCACCGUUUGAGUUUUGGACUUGUUACCUGCUUUAUUUUAAAACAUCACACGAUUGCAAGAUGUUCCAGUUAACUAGCGAGCUAGCUACCUUUUUGUUUUCUUAAAAACUACUGUUUACCAUAGUUACGAUACGUAUGUAUGAAACGAUAGCCAGUCUGUAUACAAUCAAUAUAGGCUUGAUUGUCCGUUUUUUUUAUAAAGAAGGAAACCCAACGGACAACUAUGUUAAACAAAUAUACCACAGUGCCUAAAUGUCAAAUUUGGACAGAAGCGAAUAUGUGCAACUAGCUCCGACAUUGGUGCCCGUAAAGCACUGCACCGACAACGCGUUCGGCUUUUUCACCAAGCAUGCUGUGGUCAACCACGAGAGUGGAAUAACUACCUUGAGUAUUGGUGUACUGUUGUCAACACUUUUGACCGAGGAAAGUCAAAACACAGAAUUUUGUGCGCGUAAAAGUUAUUUACACGAAGAAUUUAUUUGGAACAGAAAAGACUACGACCCACUUUUGGAAUACAUUAAACCGGACUCCAUCGAUCCACACUUUUGGAAAGAGCAGUUUUAUUCUCUAACUAAGGAGUUGGCUGGCUGUCUCCUUAAGAUCUACCUACGGCUUGAAAAGGACUGUAGUGAGGUAUUUGUUCUUUGGGGGAUUCAAACAGAGAAUCUUUCCCCAAAACGAGAUGAGGAAGCAAAGCCACAGAACGUCCCCUUCCCCUCACAGCCAGGCACAGGCAUAUUUAAAUCCACACAUCUGAACAGAUUUCCAAAGGAGCCCACAAUAAUGAUUUUUGGAAUAAUACCCCAGGAGUUACACAAACAGCUCCUGGACCUCAAGAACUAUCAGAGCAGGACAAAUGGAGUGGAGGAACUGAAAAACAUCCUAGCUGAAUUUGAUUUGAAGCCAGUCCCCUCAGACAGUAUAGUUGAUUUCAUCAGUUUCCUACGGACACUGCUGGAUGAUUGCAACUUCAAGGUUCUUUAUGGCACUUUACAGGUAAUCAACCUACUAAUUGAGAAACUAGAUAGCAAUGUGGAAAAAUACCUAAAACAGAUUGUAAGUACUACCCUCAAAGCCUUGGGGGAUACCCACACCAUCUCCAGGAAUGAGUACAUGAAUGUGUUCAGGCAGUUGAUGAGGAUUGUGGGACCACAAAAAGUAUUGGACCUUGUGAUGGGGCAACUAAAGAACAAAAACUCCAGAGUCCGAGAGGACAUCAUCAACAUCAUCACUGCUGCCAUGCUCACACACCCGAGGAAAGACUUCAACAUCCCCAGCCUCUGUUUCGAAGUGGCACCUUGUUUAGCAGACAGGAAGAAGAGGGUCCGCCAUGCCGCCCUGGAACUUUUUGCUGUGUUUGACUACUGCCUGGACACAGGCAAGAAACAGCCCCUUAUGAGAGCUGUGGAUAAGGUUGAGCUUAGCGGUGAUGUUGAAGGGCUCAUGGCAGCUGUUCAGGCCCGGAGAGCCAGGCAUGUCCUUCCCAGAUUGUCUUCAGAGGGGAUGGUGGAAUACGCCUUGGUUAUCCCUAAGCCUGGCCAGAGACCAUCGUCUCAGUUUGGCUCAGGUGCUGACCUGGAGUGGAUCCAGUGUGGGGGACGCGUUGACAGUGCUAGGAGCAGCCGAACUGAUCCAGGCUCUGACAGCCGGUUGUAUGGCUAUGGCAGCCUUGGAUCCCUCACGGACAAUAUUCCUCUGCACCGACGAAUUCUUAGUGCUGGGAAGAACAAGCUCCCAUGGGAAAGGUCGCGGCUUCCCGCCACAGGGAAACCCCUGCCUGCUAGGCCAACCAACAGCCAUUCAUGUGAACAGAUAUCCAGCGAAGACUCCCUGUCCCCUCCCACGGAGUUGAGCCGAGAAGCAUACGUUGCUGACUUUGGUUUCUCAGAGCCGCACCAGCCCAGGAUCCUGGGCAGGAAGGACCCCCCCUCACACGGGGGGUCGCGGAAGAGCGGCAGCGUGGAGACGGACCGCCCGCCCCGGGAGUCUGCCAGCCCCUCGGACAGCGAGCGAGCCCCGCCGAGAGCGGGCCGCUCCCUCUGCCGGCCCUCCAGCGCAGAGAGAACCCUCACCCUCACCUCCAGUGCCACGGCCCCCGGCAGCCUCGCCCUGCCCUCCAGCUCCACGUCUCCCGGCAAAUUCCUCCUGCCCUCCUACCCCUUGGCCAAGUUGCCGGGCAGUCCUCGGACCCCGAGGCUGUCCCACCGCCACGCCGAUUCCUCGCUGUCUCUGUCCAGCACUUGGCCCAACAAGAGGGAGAGCAGCCCUCGCCGCCGAGACACCAGUCCCUGGAGGGAGAUUCAAGGUGACGCGACGGGCGACCGGCGCUCCCCGCUGCCCCUGCGGGCUUCGCUGGUGCGCUCCUCCUCCACCUCCUCCUGCCGCCAGGCCCUGAACGGCUCCAGGCCCGUGCCCCCCAUCCCACAGGGCUUUCAGGACCACCACAUCCAGCAGUGCGAGGAGGGCCAGGCGCCCCAGACGCCCCACCCGCGCACCCCCCCGCAAGACCAGCUGCCCGAGGGGAAGAUGCGCCUGGACCUCUCCCAGCUGGGGGCGCUGGUGCAGGAGGAGGAGCCUGUGGACCACGAGGAGAUGAUGAACUCUCUGCGCUCGUUGCGCAACAGCGCCGCUAAGAAGCGGGCCAAGGUGAGCCUGAGCGGGUCCGACCCGGACCCGGACAGCCCGGACUCGGCGGUGAAGCUGGAGCUGGCGCUGGACUCGCCGUCACAGACGCCCCCCUCCAUCACCAGCCCGCUGAGUGAGAGCGGCCUCUCCAGCCUGUACUCUCCGCCCAACUCCACCCUCAACGGCACCAAAGCCAGUUCUGGAAACUUGUGCUCUACAGUAGCUAAACCUCGGGCCACCAGGGUCUCCUCUGGAAAGAAGCCUGCUGCCUCAAUCGACUUCAACUCCCUUCAGGCAUUGUCAUUCGGAGACAAAGCCACCGCAGACGUGAGCGUUGUUGGCCAGCGAGUUACCUACUCCAAUGGGCCAAUCGAGCCGGAGGGGGAGCGUGUGAGAGAGGUGUCCCCGCCCCCUGCCAGGCCCACAGGACGGGAGCCAGUCCGAGCAGUGAGACCCACCAGGGGAUCACAGGCCAAUGGCUGUAGACUUUCACCAGCUGGUGGCAUGUCGGAAGGCGUCAUCGGUAAAGGAGUUUUCGGCUCCUCUACCCCCCUUCCCAGCUCCCCGGUGGUCGCCACGCCGCAGGAGCAGAGCGACGCCACGAGCAGGACGUCCGGUGAGCUCCCCGAGGGCGUUUACGGCCACGCGGUUCCCUCCAGCCACCACGACGCCAGCGACAGCGUCGACGCGGAAGAGCCAGGGGAGAAGGUGAAGCUGUCCAAAUCGGCCCGGGACAAGAUGCGGCAGCGGCGUCUGGAGCAGGAGGUCGGCCAGCAGGCGGAGCUCCAGCGGGGGGAGAAAGCGCACCAGGGCCUGCGUCACACGGUGUCCGAAUCCAGCAUCGACGAGCUGGACACACUCAGAGAUUGGCAGUUGAAUGGGAGCGAGGUGGCAAAGCCUCAGGCUGGCACCCCCCAAGAGGAUUCAACAGCCAGCUCCACCAGCCCCCAGGGCACCCUGAGUCCCAUCAAGUCCUUCAGCCCCCACCACCAGCCCAGCCCCCCCACGCUGCCCCCUCAGUCCAAAACCUCGCUGCGGCGUGUGAGGAGAGCCCCUAGCCUGAACAAGACCCGCCCAUCAUUCUCCAACAGCUCCGACGAGUUGUUCCCUGGCCAGAAAAAGGAUGACCAGGAACAGCCGGAGUUGCGACCCUUCUCCAAUCCCGAACUUGCGCUGACCCAGGGUUUCGCACUGCUGAGCUCUAACGACUGGGAGAAGAAGAUAGAGGGCAUGACCUUUCUCAACUGCCUGACGCAGUACCACACAGCCGUGCUCGGCGCGAGACUUCCGGACGUCUGCCGCGCCCUCAUCCCAGAGGUUAUGAACCUGCGCUCAGGUGUCUCUCGGGUGGCGGUGGCUACUCUGGGAAACAUGUACACGCGCCUCCAGAGGGGGAUGGAUCAGGAACUGGAGGGGACGGCCACGGCGCUGCUGCAUAAAGUAGGCGUGUCCAACGCCUUCUUACGGCAGGACGUGGAUGCCGCGCUCCACAGCAUGGUUCAGAACUGCACGCCCACCCGCGUCAUGAACGCUUUGCUCACUGGUGGCGUCAGACACCUGAAUUCCAUGGUAAGGAAGUGUACAGCUCAACACAUGGCCGACCUGGUGGAGAAGAUUGGCGCUGGCCGGCUGCUGUCUGGCACCACGGACCUCACUGACCGGAUCCUGCCUGCCAUUGCCCGACUGGCGCAGGACUCCUCCCAGGAAGCCAGAUACUAUGGACGUCAGAUGCUGCUGUUUUUGGCAUCCCACCAGGAUUUUGACAAAAUAGUGAAGAAGUACAUUCCAGCCAAAGACCUUCCAACACUCAGAGACUUGGUAUUCACUCUUAAGACAAAGGGAUUGGGCGAAAUGCCUCAGGACACCCCCUCAGCGAGGGGCCGGCGCUCUCUCCCUGGCAGUGGGACAAGCCGAGCCUCAUCUCUUCCUCGAGAGCCUCUCAGCCUUGUCAACAGAGAGUCUCGCGAGUACAACCACAGAGCUCAAGCACACAACAUCGCAGAGAGGACAGAAUACAUCAAGCAAAUGAAGGUGCAGAUGGGGUCCAAGGACUUUCGGGAGCGUAUCAAAGCCAUUGACCAGGUCGCUGCUGAGUGCAAGAACAACCCGGACAUGGUCAUUGCCUGCAUAUUCCCGGUCUUUGAUGCCAUGAAGGCAAGACUCCAAGAGUCAAACAGUAAAGUCAACCUGCAUGCUCUGGAGGCCCUACAGAGGAUCAUCCCUGCACUAAAAGAGAACUUAGCCCAGGUGAUAAACAUCUUAGUUCCAGCCAUAGUGGACAACCACCUCAACUCAAAGAACAAUGCCAUCUACAGUGCUGCUGUUACUGCCCUGGAAACCCUCAUGCAGGACAUAGAUAAUGCCCUACUGCUUCAGAUUUUUGUCACAAAGGCUCAGCUCCUCAGCGGAAGGGCCAAGGUGAACCUUGUAGAUAAGGUUGCAGAACUGGUGAUGGAGCUGUACCCUCACAAGCCUCAGGCGGUAGAGCAGAAGGUGCUGCCCUUGCUAUGGCACCUCCUAAGUACCUCCAGCAACAGCGGCACUACCCUUGGCAGAGGUGGCAGUGUGCGGGGGGCUACUGCCACCUUAUGCCAAGCCUUGUACGACCAAAUGGGGCCCAGGCUCAUGGAGUGCGCUGCCUCCCAGUCCCACAGUGUCACCAAGAGUCUCAACCAGCUGUUGAAGACCUCAUCUCCCCUGAUCGCAUGUUCAGAAAAACAAUGAGAAACCCAAAACACCACAAAGGGGAAAAAAAAAACCCAACUGGUCUUACUUGAAGACAGAGAAGUGCUACAUUUCUCAUAGUGCCUGCACUUUGUUUUAUUAUUACCUAUACAGAGAAUGAUAAGACAUUACCCUGGAGUUAAAAACUCUGUCAGCAAGGUAUACAGAUUUCAAGCCCCCAUGAACCUGCUCUUUUUGCACUUUUGAAAAGUGGUACAUUGUGUUGAUGAUUGUUUCUAAAAUUAUUAUAUGUUGUAAUAUGAUUGCUCAUGUUGUUGUUUGUAACCUGCAGACAUGAUUUUACCAGAAACACCACCACAGAAUGUACUAUUUUAAUGCACAAAUAUGUAAGGAGAUAAGGGAUGUAUAUUUUUGCUAUUGUGUCUUUUUCAUGUUAUGUCAUGUGAUAUAUCCAAGAUGUGUCUUAUACAGUUUUUCUCUAAGUGAAUCUAAAUUUGUGAUGAGAACAAAUGACUAUUGUAAUAGUUGACUUGUAUUUGCACAGUAUUAGCUUAAUCCUUAUGCUGUUAUGUUGCAGUAUAUCUAUUCUUUAUUUCAAGUCAUAUAUAAAGAGGUAUUCUAAGUUGGAACUGUCUUACAGUUUUGCAUGACCAAAUUCAUUGACAGGGAACAUGAAAUAUGAAUAUUUUUAUGAUGACAUAUUUUAAUGUACACAGAUGCCUAAAUCAAAUUAUGGAUGUAAAACCAUUUUAAUAAUGGUGGUGGAAUAGACAGAAAAUUAAGCUUUAAACCAGCAGUUUAUACAGAAAGAUUUAAAACCAUAUCUGUAAUUCUCAAUAUAGUGCCAGUCCUUACAUUGUCUUUAAUAGAAUUUCCACUGCUAAAUUGUACUGUACUAGUUUCUAAAUGGGAAGAGAGAGAAUGGUAUAUAUAAUAAAUAAAUUGUUUUAUUUCUGUA
Anguilla anguilla (European eel) is the source of this 6387-nucleotide messenger RNA. Its product is annotated as TOG array regulator of axonemal microtubules protein 1. The transcript is spliced from 22 exons. Gene Ontology annotation, cellular component: cilium; cytoplasmic microtubule. Gene Ontology annotation, biological process: microtubule cytoskeleton organization. NCBI's taxonomy places the organism in Eukaryota, Metazoa, Chordata, Actinopteri, Anguilliformes, Anguillidae. The coding region runs from base 372 to 5468 and encodes 1698 amino acids. The record is from RefSeq and is a predicted model, not a curated record. Gene Ontology annotation, molecular function: microtubule binding.